Populus nigra (black poplar) is the source of this 2067-nucleotide messenger RNA. Its product is annotated as E3 ubiquitin-protein ligase HAKAI homolog. Gene Ontology annotation, molecular function: ubiquitin protein ligase activity. The record is from RefSeq and is a predicted model, not a curated record. Gene Ontology annotation, biological process: regulation of cell adhesion; protein ubiquitination. NCBI's taxonomy places the organism in Eukaryota, Viridiplantae, Streptophyta, Magnoliopsida, Malpighiales, Salicaceae. Bases 652 to 1863 code for a protein of 403 amino acids. The transcript is spliced from 2 exons.
AUACUUGCAACAAAGUUACGAGUUGUAUAGUGCCACUGAAAUAUAUGAUUUUCAAUACUUGUAGUGCGAAGUUGUUUCUGUAGCUUUCCAGAAUUUUGAAAUGUGAUUUUAAGCUUCUUUUCUCAGAGUGAUGAUCAAUUAAUUUCAUGUGAGAAGCUGAGAAAUAAUUCCUGGAGGCUUCUAAGAAUUUAUGUUGAGACUCCUUGAAUUCUUUAGUAACUAGGAGUGAAUCAUUACAAGAUGUCAGUUUUUCAUGCCUCUACCUUUUUCAACCACAAUCGGAAUUUAUUGGAAUUUAUAGUGUCUUGUAAAUCAGAUUUAUGUUGAGUUUCAGCCUUGAAAAAAAUCCCUAACUGUUUUACUGAGCCAAAAAUUAAGAGACAACCCUUUUCUCCAAAAAGAACAACACACACAAACAGAGAGAGAGAGACAGAGAGAGUGAGAAAAUUUUAUUUCUUAUGCUUUAAUUGUGAAUUUGCAACUCUAGCAACUGCUAAUAUCUUUACUCGUACAUGCUGCCAUCAAAGGGCAGGUCCACUCAAGUUCCUCUUGCAGCAAACCUGAAGAUAUGCUUGGUGUUGUAUAGUUGUGUCUUCAUUUUAUUUCAGCUACAUGAUGUGACUCUCGCUUGUAUAUAAAAAACAUUGGAGGAUGAUAAAGUCUGUUGAUGCUGGACUAGCUGCGAGUAUCUCUGUUUCCUAUUGUUGUGAUGAACGUAUUCAGAAGAUUCAGACAAUCAAAAUGAUGGAGGGGAUCUUCAUCUGUGCAGCUCCUCAUUGUCUUAAAUCUUUCCUGAAGAGUUCUGAGUUCGAAGCUCAUAUUCAUGAUAGCCAUGCUGACCUUCUACAACCAAAUGCAGUGAAAGAUGAGGGCAACGAGUAUGAAGUUCAGAGUACUAAACAACCAACAGCAUCAGAUUCCACUGUUCGAGCUCCUCCAAGGCCAGUUAUUUCACCUGGUUCAAGUUCUCAGCUUCUUGAUUUUGAAGACAAAGCUCGUCGGCAGCAGCCUAGAGAACCACUACAAAGGCCAAUGAUGUCAAAACCGCCAUAUUUUGGGCAAGCCCAAAAUUACCUAUCGGAGCCUCAGCUAAAUAAUAACCAUCCUCCAGGGUUUGACCGACCUGUCCAACAGAGUCAUUUUCAACAGAUCACACAGGGUCAUCCACAACAAGAAUCCAGCCAGUUUGCAGACAAGCAACAGGGAAUGGUAUCUGAGACCCCCAUGCCUGAAUACCCGCCUAUGCAUUCCAUUCAACCACCAAACUUUGUUGUGCCAAUGAAUUCGAAUCCUCUAUUAACUCCUCAAUUUGGUCUUCCUCCUUUCCAAACUGAGGGAGCUCAGCCAUUCUAUGUUGCACCCUAUGAGAUGGGCCAGAUGGCCAGGCCAGAUUCAGCACCAGAUGGUGGAGCAGAACAAGGGUCUUUGUUGGGCUUCCCACCAGGCCCAGCAAGUGGUAUGAAUUUCAUGGCAAAUUAUUCUCAGCCCUGGAAUUCUGGACCAGCACCAGGGAGCCAGGGAAUUCCUGAUGCUUUUGCAAACUCGUCAGAUUCUCAGGGAAAUAUUGCAUUUUAUCAAGGAGACUAUGGACGAAAUCCAGGAAUUCUACCAAUGGUCCCUCCUCCCCCACCCACUGCCAACAAGGGGAUGGAAGCUAUACAUGCUGGUAAUAUGGAUCAUCGAGAUGGCAAAGGUAUAUUGGCACCACAGCCCUUUAAACAUCCACCACCACCUCCGCCUCCCUUGCCUCAUGCAUCACAGUCCAAACGGGGUAAAUAUUAUUCUGGGGAUAUGGGCCAUGAGGGACCUGAUUUUGGAUGGCAGCAUGAGAACCGUGAUGGUUUUGGAAGUGGGCAGGAGUAGAGAAAUUGCUUUGUUUUGCUGCUGUACCCUGUAUUGAAUUUUAGGGAACUCUUGCUUGGACCAGCUAUAUGCCUAUAUAGCCUACCAGAUUUUGCUUCAUUCCCCUGCCUGUAUUUGUUUUUCUCUAUUAUGGGCAUUAUUUGUGUUUAUUUUUCUCCCACGGGAACUUUAGUUAAAACUAUUUACCUGGCCUCCUUCUCACAA